This is a messenger RNA of Drosophila suzukii, 4206 nucleotides long. RefSeq lists its product as uncharacterized. Gene Ontology annotation, cellular component: extracellular region. Lineage: Eukaryota; Metazoa; Arthropoda; Insecta; Diptera; Drosophilidae. Gene Ontology annotation, molecular function: chitin binding. The record is from RefSeq and is a predicted model, not a curated record.
UGGUCGAGUUCAGUUCAAGUUCGCGCCUCGAACGGUUCAGUUUGCCUGGUUUUUCCGCUCCUCAGCCGGCAUCUAAAUAUAAAGUGAAGGAUAACCCCAACCGCCUGACAGGAUAAUGCUUUAUCCCCGCUUCGGCUAAUGUGUUUGUGAAGUUGUUUACCAAAAACGAAUUACUGUGCUACGAAACGAAAAGUUCCCAACAAAACCCGAAAACAAAUUAAUUUUCGGUCCAGUUUAAGCGUUUAUUUGGAGAUUUAUAAGCAUGUGGCCGCCCAGCUCCUGUCUGUGGUUGGCUCCACUCGUCCUCCUCCUGGUGGGCGUGGUCCAGGGCCAGAGCAGCAGUCGAGAGCAAUUCGAGGAUGCGGACAAGUCCAGCGAGUACACGGAUCAGCAAUUCGACCUGAGGCACACGAUCCCCGGAGAACCCGGUCUGGAUUAUCCCAUUCUGAGUGCACCGCCCAAGACGAGCUUUGUGUGCAAAGGAAGGCAUGAAGGUUACUACGCAGAUGUGGAGAGUCGCUGUCAGGCCUUCCGGAUUUGUGCCCAUACCGCCAGAACCCCUCAAGGAUUUGGUUUCCUCUGUCCCAACGGAACGCUCUUCAGCCAGAAGAACUUUGUGUGCGAUUGGUACCGCAAUGUGAACUGCGAUGAAUCGGAGAGAUUUUACGAAAUGAACGAGGAGAAAUCCGUGGGCAGCACCCACGAGAUGAUGGAGCGAGUGCGUCACAUGAUGGAGUACCCCAUGAAAACUAUCUCAAAGGCUUUGCAACAGACCCAAUCUCAGUCACAAAAUCCGCAUCAAAGUUUUAGCAAAGAUUUGAGUGCAGCAAGUGGUGUGUUGAGUCAACCUGCGGUUAUUAAGCCCAUUGAUGUCCAGGAAACCCAAGUUGUAGGACGUGGAGAAGCUAUCAAAAGUGAACCCCUAAAUCCUGUGAAAACAGGCAGCGCAACUCUGGAGAACGAAGACGAGGGUAUCUAUGUGAACAGCUUGGGAGAACUUUCCUCAGACCCUGGCAUUCAGUUUGAUCACACCAAUGCCCAUAUUGUGGCGGAAUAUCCCAGGGAAUACCACUACCAAAAGCAAAAGAACUUUGCUGAGCGAGUGAACGCGGGCUUGGAAAUCCUAACCGAUUCGGAAUCCAACUCUGGAGAAGUGAUGGCUCCCGAAUACGUCAAGCAUAUAAGAAACACCAAGGACGAGGCCGUGCAACUAGAUCUUGUGUCGAAUAUCAACAACCUGCUGGAUGAGGUAUCCACCGAUGUGGAUCCUUCCGUUUCCGGCUAUCAAUCCAUGGCUCCGCCGAAAGUUAAGCAGCCCUUCCGGUUCCUAAGUCGAGGAUUCUCGAUGCAGAGUGAGGGUAAUGGAAAGGGCAGCUCAUCCACGGGCUAUGGAUACAUUAAACCCAAACAAACGCCCAGCACUGUCAGAUUUACGCCCAAUGAGAUACCCGCCGAAGAUCAUAAAUCCAUUGAGCAUAAACACAAGUUUUCGAAAACCACAAGUAGCACCACUUCGACAACCACUGAAUCGGUAGAACAACUGCUGAUAGCACCCACUUUGCCACCCGCUGAGGAUGAGGAAGUUACCACAUCAGCGGCACCUGAGACUACCUAUACCUCCACCUCGGCAGCAGAACCACUUAGUUUUCUGGCACCACCACCAGCAGAAGUGGUUUCUACCGGGGAAGAACCGGGCUUUGAGUCCAUUGGCCAGGCAGCUGCUCUGACUGGCAGUCUGCCCAUUAGUGAGGAUAUAGUCCAUGUGGAGCAGAGUCCCGAAUCCGCUGAGAAGCAGGAUGUCCAUCAGGAGGCAGCCAAGUUGCUGCUAGCAGGAGUGCAACUCACCUCCCACAACGAAGAGAAGGCUUUGGAAAGGAACCAAAUAGAGGUCACUAGUACCACCACUGGUAGUCCCAUCACCCCGGUCAUGCUCACAUCCACCGAAGUGGUCACCGAGAUUAGUAGCACUCAGGAGCGCAUUCGUGGCUACCGCAGGAAUCGUCCUGGAGCCAAGUUGAAGCGUGCCCACAUCCGUCCUUUGCCCACCGUGCGCACCACAACGACAUCCACCACACCAAAGAGCACGGCAACCACUAAGAGCUACCUGGAACGCCUGGCAGCCAGUAGGUUGCGCCUUUCCAGACUGUCCCAGGCCACCAGGAGCACGACCAAGGCUACGACAACGACCUUGCCCAGCACCACAACAGCUCCAACGACCACCACCACGGUUUCCUCCUUCCAGCAAUUACGUGGAGGAGCUGAUCCGGGUCCAAACAAAAAGCUAUCAGUCAGGGACCUUGAGCGCGAGACCAGGAUUGCUCCCAGCAAGGCCAACUGGGACACGGUGCACAGUAACUUGCAACGCUUCCAGGUGCAACGCGGCAACCGGGUGUACACACCAGCAACACGAGCACCUGUCAGCAAUGUGGGAAUCAUCUCGAGCACCACCACCACAACCACCACUCCCAGGAGCUAUAUUCAAGCCACCUCCCAACGAUCCACCGUCACCAUAAAUCGCGGAAAGAAUCGCUUCUCCAACUUCAAGACCCAAGCGCCAGUGCAAAGAACUCGAGGCACCACCACCCCAAGGAGCACCACCUUGCGGCCCACCUCCUCGCUUUCCUCGUUGAACCAACACAUCUCUGCUCUGGCAUCCAACUACAAUGGUGGCUAUAGCUAUAGCCCGGCUACCCAGACACCCCAGAUCAGCAAGCCCAUCCAACAGUCACACCAGUCACCAUCACAAGUCUAUGCCACACACACCGCCGACGAUUUCGCUGGCCACGCCUCUCAAUCCCAAACCACAUCAAGCCUUUCUCCCGCCUCCGCUUUCCUUUCCUUCGAUAAGCUAACCCGUGCCAUUGUUGACGAAUCCGUUUUGCAGAAUUUCAAGAGUGCCCAGACACAGGGUUCCCAUCAACAGCAGCAACAGCAACGCCAACAGCAGCAGCAGCAGCACCACCAAGUGGUCAAGCAGCAACAUCACUCGUUCAGCAGCAGCUACGUUAAGCCAGCAGCAGCGCCAGCUAUUUCCACGCUGACUGCACCGCCACGCCCCCAGCAAACAGCUCAGUUACCUGAGAUAUCUCCGCCGCCCGGAAUCGUGAUUGCUCGCGCUGAAGGUCAACGUAUUGCUCCCAACUCCGCCAGCAACAUCAUCUCGAACUUGGCCACUCAGUCACCCGUUACUAACAACCAAGGCAACUCUUAUGUUUCCCUUAACGAUUUCCUGAACAACAAAUUCGGUCAGAGUCCUGCCAGCAGCAGCAGCAAUAUUGCUUCCGCCGCCACUUUGCAACAGCAACAGCGAGUGCCGCAACAGCAGCAGCACUAUCAGCAGCAAACCAUUCAGCAGCAACGAGUGCAAAAACAACCGGUACAGCAGCAACGCCAGUCUGUGCAGCAGCAGCACCAGUCUGUGCAGCAGCAACAUCAGUCGGUACAGCAGCAACAUCAGUCUGUACAUCAGCAACAUCAGUCUAUACAGCAGCAAUAUCAGUCGUCUGUGCAGCAGCAACGUCAGCCUGUGCAGCAGCAACUGAGCUUCAUUUCACAGCAAUACCAACAACCCCAGCAGCAGACCAUCUACCAGCAAUAUCAGCAACCACAGCAGCAACAGCACUUCCACCAGCAGCAACAGCAACGUCCGACGAUCCACACCAUCCAGCAACCAUAUCUGACGCCCAAUAUUUUCGUGCCCUACCAGCAGCAGCAGCAGCAAUUGCCGCAGUUCCCGCCUCUGGCUCCACCCGUGGCCGUAUCCUCCGGGAACAUUGCUCAGGGUCCGGUGAUAGCCGGUCGCCAUGUGGAUCACCUGAAUAUUCAGCUUCCCACGCUGGGCAACGGAUUGAUACCCGGAUUGCAGUUGGCCCAGAAGCGCAGCGAUGUGUCGGCCAGUCAGCUGCAACUCACUGACUCCACGGGCAAGGCCAGCCUCUCCGGCGGAUCUGGCAAGAGCCGGGAACGGGCCUUCUACGCUGGACGCACAUCCUACGAUGUUCCCCAGAGCAGCGUGGGUCGACUGCCCAACGAUGUAACGCAGCAACUGCGCCGGCGGUUGCGCCGCUUCUAAACGAUAUUACGAGAUUAACGAGCUAGGACUAGAAACUUAACUUAUAGCUAAAUUAGUAAACUAUUUAUGCCUAAGCUAAGCCGAGAAUUGUACCAUAGAAGAUCACUUGUUCAAAAAUCAUACUCUAUUCGUAU